Carassius gibelio (silver crucian carp) is the source of this 2828-nucleotide messenger RNA. RefSeq names its product V-set domain-containing T-cell activation inhibitor 1. Gene Ontology annotation, cellular component: external side of plasma membrane. The transcript has 5 exons. Gene Ontology annotation, biological process: immune response; positive regulation of T cell proliferation; T cell costimulation. NCBI's taxonomy places the organism in Eukaryota, Metazoa, Chordata, Actinopteri, Cypriniformes, Cyprinidae. The record is from RefSeq and is a predicted model, not a curated record. The coding region runs from base 185 to 922 and encodes 245 amino acids.
CUGAUAUGGAGUGUAAACAGUCCUUUACUGUUGGGAGGGACUAUAGGCCUACAGUAGAAACAUGAGGAAGUGAAACCUGAGGGAAUAUGAUCUUCCCUAUACAGGUGGUUUAAGCACAUGAUCUGACAUGUAGGAACAGAUUCCACUGGCAGCUCGGUGCUGCGUUGUUUUACUUCAUUUGUUAAUGAUGAUAAAUGAAGUGUCUCUGCUGGUCACUGUUGAGGGUGUCGUUGGAGGUUCUGUUGUUUUACCUUGUUCUUCUAAAAAAUCUCAACUAACAGUGAAUUGGAGAUAUGGUGACAGGUUGAUUGUAUAUGCCAUUAUUAAGGGUCAAGUCUCUCUGGAAGGACAAGACCCAAAGUUCAAGAGCAGAACUAAAAGCUUCACUGAGGAGUAUCUGAGAGGAAACUUCUCCAUCAAACUCAAUGAUCUUCAACACACUGAUGCAGGAGAAUACCAGUGCUACAUCAUAGAAGAAUCAAAAAUUGAAACUGUGGAGCUGCGUAUCAAAGUGCCUCUGCAGGUCUUAUUUGUGGGUUUUGUUGGAGAUUCUGUGGUUUUACCUUGUUCUUCUGAGCAGAACACGGCUGAAGACAUUACAGUGCACUGGAGACACAAUGAUAGUCUGAAAGUCUUUGACAUUAUUAAGGGUAAGGUUUCUCUGCAAGAGCAGGAUUCAGUUUAUAAGAACCGAACUGAAAGCUUUCCUCAAGCAUUUAAGACUGGAAACUUCUCCCUCAAACUCAACAACCUUCAGUACAAUGAUUCAGGAAACUACAAAUGCCACAUCACAAAUGAAUUACUCAUUUACAGCAUGGAGCUACUAGUCAAAGGUGAAAAAGACCAAGGAACACAAUCAAGAACAGAGAAGAUUGUGGCUUUGCUUUCUGUUUUCAUUCUGCUCUGUAUUCAAGUAUAUUGACCAGAGAAGCAGUUUAUCUUCUUAUUACAGUAUCUACAUGAGCUUAUUGUGUGUUUCUCUGAGAUGGAAUGAGAUUCCAACCUUAACCUGAUCAGCUAAGAUCACCACAACCUUCAAGAAACAGCUGGCGACACUCCUCAUCUGUUUUAUGUAUUCAUUUAUUUAAUAUCCUCCAGCAUCCUCAAUUUGAUAACUGUUUUUGGCUGUUUAGGGAAUACAUAGAAGACUGGAUCUUUUGAAACUUUGAUUGAAUACCUUUCAAGAAGGGAAAAGGGAAUGCACAUUUAUAUGCCUGUUGCUUGUUUAUAUUUGUAAACUACCUGCUGCAUGACCGUGUCAAAAUAAUGCCAUAGUGAAUGCACAUCUUUUUUCUUUUUUAAUGAAUGCACAAUGUUAUCAAAGCUUAAUGCGGUUCACUGAAAUUACAGUGUGCAACGUAAUAGUUAAGGUUAAAAGGAUUGUUGCCAAACAUACAACACGCCAGAAACAUGUAAAUCACUGCAAUAAUGAUCCAAUAAGAUUGUUUUUCUAGUAGUUUAUAAAGGCUAUACAUCAUCUAGUGGCUACAUCAUGGUAUUGCAUAUGAUUUGAUGUGUUUAUUUCCACCACAUAACACCAUUCUGUCUCCUUUAAUUGGAAUAUAUAUAAGGAAUGUAAAAAAAAAAAAAAAAAAAAACUAUUGAGAUCACAUAUAUGAUAAGUUAGACUUGAGGUGUUCACUUUUAAAGUUGUGAAGUGUGACCCCCAAAAUGAGGAGCCCCGUGGGUUACUUAAAUACAUCCUUAAUGGCUUUUAGCAAAAUGUAAGUUAAUAAUAUUUUGUUUCCCAAGAGUGAACAGAAUAAAUAAAACCAUACAAUUCUAUAUAUAAAUGGUAUUAAUUAAUUCUUUGUAACUUAGAGCCUGCAGUACUAGUUGCAGUACACAUUUAAAAUCACAUUAAUAUAGCGUAGCUUUUCAUAGCGUUUAUACAGCAAAUCCUCAUUAUUGAUGUAUAUAGUGUCACGUACGGAUUUAUAUUGACAGAUUAUGACAUUCAACUGAACAUUAGCUUUUGUUGAACAUAACUAAAUGUUAUUGUUUUGUUCAAAGUCUGUUUUUUUUCUUCUUCACACAAUCUAGUAAAAUAAUAAAUGACAGAGCCCCUUUUGAAGACCCUAGAUGUAAACAUUUGAUUUCAUUAAACAUAUGAAAAAUACUAGGCAAGUUAAAAGUAAAAAACUAAACAAAAAAAAACUAUUCACUUGCAAUCAGGAUAAACAAAGUUUGCACGGACCACAUUGAGCUUGUGGUGUAUCGAAUGCAGAGAGCAUAAACCACCAACAUUCAACAGACACUCAGAAAACCUUGUAAGAAAAUGUAAAACUAAAAACUGCAUUUUCUUAUUCUAGCUUUGUCAUGUUAAGAAUGUUGCAUAUUUGUGAGUAUAUACAUGGUAAAUUAUAAUAAAUGUCAACGUUUUUCUUAAGCCACAUGUGUCUGUGUAUGAAUUGAUGUUCAAUGUGAUAUCUGGGUCCUGAAGUAAAACUACUGAGAACUCGUAAAACUAACAAACCAUUAAAUAAUAGUUUAUAGAACAUUAAAAAGCUAAAUUUCUUGCAAAUAUAUAUAAAUGUGUGUGUGUGAGCGUUGGUCAGGUUUAUGCUAAUGGUAUAAAAACUACAGAAUGUGGCCAGUGCAAACCUGCCUUCAACUUCCUCCUAAUGUGGUUAAAAUUCCCCGCUUGAAAGCUCUCAGUUGAAGUUUCAUUGCAAACGCAGCAUGAAAGAAACUUACAUUAUGAAGUUCAGUCACCUUCAGCUCUGUGAGUUUAUGUACUUAUUUAUUUAUUUAUUUAUUAUUAUUUAUGUUUUUUUUUUUUGCUGCUGUGUAAACUAAAGCAAUGACUAAAUAUGUUUUAAUAACAA